UCUGCACCGCCCGCCGGGUCCCGUGACGCUGGUCAGUGGCGCGAGUCACGAGUGCCGACUGGACCGACGGCGGCAGCGACAUGGCCUCGGAGCGAGACGUGCGCGCCCGGCUGCAGCGCGCUGGCCAGGAGCACCUCCUGCGCUUCUGGGCCGAGCUGGCGCCCGAGCCGCGAGCCGCGCUGCUGGCGGAGCUGGCGCCCCUGGAGCCCGAGGCGCUGCGCGAGCACUGCCGGAGGGCGGCCGAGGCCUGUGCGCGUCCCCCCGGCCCGCCGCCUGGCCUGGCCGCGCGCCUGCGGCCCCUGCCCCCCGAGCGCCUAGGCAGCGCCAGCCGCAGCGACCCCAAGACGCGGCGGCGCUGGGAGGAGGAAGGUUUCCGCCAGAUCGCCCUGAACAAGGUGGCCGUCCUGCUGCUGGCGGGCGGGCAGGGCACUCGCCUGGGCGUGACCUACCCCAAGGGCAUGUACCGCGUGGGGCUGCCCAGCCGGAAGACCCUGUACCAGCUGCAGGCGGAGCGGAUUCGGCGGGUGGAGCAGCUGGCGGGUGAGCGCCACGGGACCCGCUGCACCGUGCCCUGGUACGUCAUGACCAGCGAGUUCACGCUGGGGCCCACCGCAGAGUUCUUCAGGGAGCACAACUUCUUCCACCUGGACCCCGCCAACGUGGUCAUGUUUGAGCAGCGCCUGCUGCCCGCCGUGACCUUUGAUGGCAAAGUUAUCCUGGAGCGCAAAGACAAAGUUGCCAUGGCCCCAGACGGCAACGGGGGCCUUUACUGCGCGCUGGAGGACCACAAGAUCCUGGAGGACAUGGAGCGCCGGGGAGUGGAGUUUGUGCACGUGUACUGUGUGGACAACAUCCUGGUGCGGCUGGCAGACCCCGUCUUCAUCGGCUUCUGUGUGCUGCGGGGCGCGGACUGUGGGGCCAAGGUGGUGGAAAAGGCCUACCCCGAGGAGCCGGUGGGCGUGGUGUGCCAGGUGGACGGCGUCCCCCAGGUGGUGGAGUACAGCGAGAUCAGUCCUGAGACCGCACAGCUGCGUGCCCCGGACGGGGGCCUGCUCUACAAUGCAGGCAACAUCUGCAACCACUUCUUCACCCGCGGCUUCCUUCAGGCCGUCGCCAGGGAGUUUGAGCCUUUGCUGAAGCCCCACGUGGCUGUGAAGAAGGUCCCGUAUGUGGAUGAGGAGGGGAACCUGGUAAAGCCGCUGAAACCGAACGGGAUAAAGAUGGAGAAGUUCGUGUUCGAUGUGUUCCAGUUCGCUGAGAACUUCGUUGCCUUUGAAGUGUUACGGGAGGAGGAGUUUUCCCCGCUGAAGAACGCAGACUUGGCCGACAGGGACAGUCCCUGUACCGCCCGCCGGGCCCUGCUCGCCCAGCACUACCGGUGGGCCCUGCGGGCCGGCGCCCGCUUCCUGGAUGCACAUGGGGCCUGGCUCCCAGAGCUUCCCUGCUCACCCCCAAAUGGAGACCCUCCGGCCAUCUGUGAGAUAUCGCCCUUGGUGUCUUACUCUGGAGAGGGUUUAGAAGCGUACCUGCAAGGCCGAGAGUUCCAGUCCCCGCUCAUCUUGGAUGAGGACCAGGCCAGAGAGCUGCAGCCACAAGAGCCCUGACCCUGCCAGGCCUGCCAACCCCAGGUCCUGGAGCUGGGGGCUACAGCCCCGGCCUGGGCUCUCACGUGCUUCCAGCCUGCAGAACACAGGAUGAGACAUCCUGGUCCCCUCCACGAAGGCAGGCCCUCGCCUGCUGCCUCUGGACACAAGUGGUGCCGCCUGUUGGGGCUCUGUGGCUCCAUUCCCAGCUGGGGGGGUCCAGCCGAGAAGCAGAGGGACUUGGGACCUGGGAGAAUGGGGCCGAGAGGAGGCUUUGGGUUGGGGCCCGAGGGAGGUGUGGUGUCAUUUGGGAAGAACAGGAGGGCAUGUCCUUCUGGGAGCCAGCCCCGUGGAUCGCCGCACCCAGCCAGGCACUAGAAGCCGCAUAAGCUACGCUGGACGUGCUUCUGCAGCCUACAGAUGCAGAACCAGAGCGAGGGGACGACUCCACCCACCCAAGGGCUGCCCCUCCUCCUCAGCAGCUGAACCAGUAAUGGGGGCGAGGCUGGGGUGUCCCACCCACACACCUGGGUGCCCAGCAAGGCCACAGAAAGGGCCUGAUGUCCGUGAUCCAGGCGGCUCUGAGAAGCUUGGCCUGGACACCUGAGCCUGCAGCCAGCACUCCUGCCUCCUCCCCAUUUAUCCCCAAGGCCGCCGCCUCUCAGCCUCAUCCACGGUCACUUUAGGCCAACGAGUUUUCUGUGCUUCCCCAAGAACCAGUGGGAUCAACGCCGGUGGCCUCCGUGAGGGCUGUUGACUAAUCCGGAACUUCAUGAGUCAGAGGCGCCAGCCCUCGCCUCAGCUGCCUGCUGCUUCUGAUGGAUCUUGGUGCUCAGGCUGCCCCGCUCUCCGAGUGAGGCCACAGCCUCCAUAUUUAGGGCCUCGGCCCCUCCCUGCACUUGGGCCUGGCUGGGACAAGCCAGCGGCCCCAGGGUUCUUUCCUGAUGAUUCUCUCCUGCUUUCUCAUCUCCAGGGAGAUGAGACUGGCACCUCCCUCUCCCUGCUGGCAUGGAGAGAGCUAUGCCAUGUAACCUGCUGCUGAAUCAUCCUCAGCCCCACCUCACAAACCACCACCCCCAGUGGAAGGCCCCUACUUAUCCCCAUUGGUUUCUCAGGGAAGGGUGUUUGGAAGGGUAGGUUCAGAUGCAGCCUUCCAGAUUUAGAGGCACUGGGAGGACAGUGGCUGAGUGGAGGCACCCAGACCUGGGCAGGCAGCAGGCACAGGCCCACACCUUGCUAUUUUUGAAACCAAAGCCCAGAGGAUGACGUCUGCUUCCCCUCCCUGGCUCUGCCCUUCUUGCUGCAAAACAUGCAGUGCCUUAGGGCCCUUCUCAUAGGGCUCCUCACGGCCACGACUGGAACAGGGACGCACCUCUUUCUGCACAAGCACAGUUGGCUGGGAGAA
Messenger RNA from Sapajus apella (tufted capuchin), 2988 nucleotides. It is a transcript of the gene UAP1L1, whose product is annotated as UDP-N-acetylglucosamine pyrophosphorylase 1 like 1. The coding region runs from base 81 to 1604 and encodes 507 amino acids. Gene Ontology annotation, molecular function: UDP-N-acetylglucosamine diphosphorylase activity. NCBI's taxonomy places the organism in Eukaryota, Metazoa, Chordata, Mammalia, Primates, Cebidae. The record is from RefSeq and is a predicted model, not a curated record. The transcript has 9 exons. Gene Ontology annotation, biological process: UDP-N-acetylglucosamine biosynthetic process.